Molecule: messenger RNA, 1722 nt
Organism: Colletotrichum tamarilloi
Lineage: Eukaryota; Fungi; Ascomycota; Sordariomycetes; Glomerellales; Glomerellaceae
Exons: 3
Coding region: 1-1722 (573 amino acids)
Molecular function (GO): RNA polymerase II cis-regulatory region sequence-specific DNA binding; DNA-binding transcription factor activity, RNA polymerase II-specific
Source: RefSeq, a predicted model, not a curated record
AUGGCUUCUUACGCUGAUCCACCGGUCCAAGACCGCUGGGACUCGCACGAUUUCGAUGGCGACCCUGAUCGCUAUCUAUGCCUUUACAACAUGUCAGACGAAUUUGACUCGGAUGCUUGGGCGACUCCUGAUCCUCGGGUCACGACUAUGGUCGACAUGGGAGACGCCUUUGCUUUGGAGAUGGAACUGCACCGUUCCACCCUGAACCCAGUCAAAUUCGAGAAAACGAACUCCCCUUUUGACGGAGGCAGCUCCGACGAUGGAGGAUAUCCACUACCACGUUUGUUGACGUUCAGAGAACGCCGACGCCUACCUGUGCAGUUGUUACUUCGCAAGUCCCGCCAUGCACCUAUUGCUUGUGGUAAAUGCCGCGAAGACAUGAUUGCUUCUUGUUCCCUCUCCUCCCGGGAUAAAUUGGCGAGCGUCCGGCUUUCGGACCUUGCAACUAUGGAGGACAUUUGCGUCCUAGAUUUCGUUACCCCAGUCCCGGUGUCCCCAGACGAUAGCCAAACGGCACAUCUGGAUAUUCCGGAUACAUGCCGACAGGUCUCCUUUGGGAAACCCAACGGUGUUGGCCAAGGACCUGAGUACGUCGUAAAACUUCUCGAUCGGCCAUCUGAACUUGAUAGCGCCCGUCCACAAGAAUUCACACAAACGCAACCAUUCGUAAACCAGCUAGCUCAGCAUAUCGCCGAGUCAACCACCCUUUACCAAUACGACCCUUACUACCAGCAACCUUCAACUCCUGAAACGGAGUUCUACGACCUGUCUGCUGCAACGAAUAUCGUUGGCAGACUUCCAAUCGAGAACACUACACACCACCCCGGGUUCCCCCCUUCAGUCGCAGUUAUGGCGGUCACUACCACAGGCUGGCCCUACGGGGCCCAGCCGGUACGUGCUGCACCCGAUGCCAUGAACGACAGCAUGUAUCAAAACUCGCCUUUCUCCGAGCUCUUUGAGCUUUCGGACGAGGGCGACGAUUGGGCAAUGCUCAUGCAGCAGGACAUGCUCGCUACGGGCGACUACGACAUGACCACCUUCGACCCUUCCACCAUGGAACCAACUUACCAAACCACCCACUCUCCUCAGGAAAUCUUCAACGACCCCGCCGUCCAGUUCGAUGUCGCGCAGAGUCUAGGCCCCAACUUCUUUGACUUUAAUAGCCCUCUGCCCGACCUCUCUACCUCUGGCUACCUCUCUGGCGACCAGGUUUCCUCCUAUUUGGGCAGCACGAACACCUCCCCCUUCGAGCCUGUCCUCGACUUCUUCCCCGAAACCGACUCAUUCUCCAUGUUCCCGGCAAGCACCGACGGCUCGCCCCUCGACACAACUUUCUCCUCCCCCGGAUCAGACAGCGCAAACGCCCCUUCCAGCUCCUCCCACCCAUACAGCUGCACCACCGACGGCUGCACAAAGACCUUUGCAAAGGAGGCUCAGCUGAAGCAGCACCAGCGCGUCCAUCGCAAGGCCCUCGUCUGCACCAUCUGCCGCGCCGAGCACCGCCACGAGCACAAGUUCGCUCAAGUGCGGGACCUAGAGCGGCACAUGCAGGCGCGCCACAAGGACGUUGCGGAGAAGAACAACGUGCGCUCCGAGAUCCGCCAGUGCCCGCACCAGGGGUGCGAACACCAGGGGAGGCGGGACAAUGUGUCGAGGCACCACAAGAGUAAGCACGGUAAGGAACUCAAGUGGAAGAGGGGUGUCCCUCACGUGGUGGGUUGA